Messenger RNA from Zootermopsis nevadensis, 1247 nucleotides. RefSeq lists its product as uncharacterized. Gene Ontology annotation, biological process: chemosensory behavior; male courtship behavior; sensory perception of taste. NCBI's taxonomy places the organism in Eukaryota, Metazoa, Arthropoda, Insecta, Blattodea, Termopsidae. Gene Ontology annotation, cellular component: axon; neuronal cell body; dendrite. The record is from RefSeq and is a predicted model, not a curated record.
ACACGUACGAAAUGGCAAAGGACGCCUACAUUUCUAGCCGAAUUUACAGAUAUCUAAGGCCACUGUACUUUGUGUGUAAAAUAUGUGGACUGCUACCUUGGUACUUACAAGAAGACUGCAUCAAGAGAGACAGAGUUUCUGUUCAUCGUAUUUUUAAUAUUGCGUACUGCAUGUUAUGGGUCAUUGUGUUUAUUCUGGGAUUAAGUGUCAGAAUACUGAAUCAGUCAUAUCAAAAUAGGAGCAAAUUAGCUCUGAAGAUACAGAUUUUUUACAAAAUGCAUUUCAUUUCUCAGUAUAUUACCAGCAUCGUAUGUUCCUUUCACUUAGUAAUAAUCAGCAACAUGAAGUUUAUUCGGCUACUUGAGAAACUUUCACAGGUGGAUUAUAAAAUAUUUUCUCCAGACGAAGAACAGCGUGUCAACAGGAAAACGAGUAUAAUCGUGAUAUCGGAGCUAGUAAUUAUAUUACUGCUGAUUCUAUCGUAUGAAACAUACAAUUCUAGUGUUCAUCCAAAUUGGGACGUGAUUAUCCUUAUAUCAGUGAUUACUAACAUUGCUGCGUUCAUCACUAACACUCUCACUAUACUUCUGUUUACAUCUUUCGUCGUCAUGGUGACGCGGAGACACGGCCAUCUUAACAAACUUCUUCAAAAUGUCUUCCGCGGCCAUAACCACGUAAACAGACUGGGCUACUGUGGGCACGUUCAACGUGUUUCUAAAUGCAACGCAACGGUACCACACGUCCAUUCAACAGGCUUUAAAAGAAUUAAUUACGUAUCGACAAGCCAAGACAUACGUUCUAUUAGGAUCCUGUAUAACGAACUGUAUGACAUGGUUAGUGUUAUAAACUUUCAAUAUGGAUUUCCGAUUCUUGUGAUGGCAUGUUGGGUUUUGAUAGAACUCGUUCUUACCGUGUAUAGUUUUCUGUGUUGUUUCACUAUAAAUACCUUAAAAGUAGCUUUUUAUUAUAUCAUCUUCUUCUUCUUGUUUGUAAAAAUGGCUACUGUAUGUCAAUUUGCUGAAAACGAGAGACAAACUUCUAUAAAUCUCGUUCAUAAACUACUAUUAGAGGACAAUAUAGAUGAGAUAGAUUGUAAGGAACUGGGACUGUUAGCUUCUCAGUUGAGGGAUAUGAAGAUUAAGUACACGGCUUGUGGAUUCUUUACAUUGAAUCUGCCAUAUCUGUGUAGUGUGACCAGCCUGACAGUAUCAUACAUCAUAAUUAUGAUUCAAUUACAAUUAGUCUGA